AUAUACUUCAAUAGAAAUUCGGUUGAGCUGCGACCCGUUUGUGUUGUAGAAAAAUUCUGCUUUUUGAGUAUCGUUUCGGAAUUGACAAAUUUGUAGUGAAAAUUCAGAGCCAUGCAGAGGCGUCAACAGGAGAACUUUUACCAAGUGCUGAACGUGCCCGUGAACUCGAGCGAUCAAGAAAUCAAGAGCCGCUUCUUCGAGCUGUCCAAGAGGUAUCAUCCGGAUGCCAACAGCCAGAGCGGCGACUCCGAGCGGUUCGCGAAGCUGUGUGAGGCGUAUAACACGCUGCACAGGCCCAGCAUGCGGAAGCAGUACGACACCAGCAUGAAAAUACAGCUGCAAAAGUACGCCCAGCUGGACAGAGUCCAGCAGAACGUUGGCAGCGUCUGGCAGCAGUUUCACACUCAAAUGCGCAACAAGCAAAAGCGAUGCUUCUACAAUGGGAUAGCAGGGCGGAUGCCGACGACCGCCUUGGCCAGUUUGCUGCCCGUGAAAACGGCCGUGCUGGACCCAAGCCAGGGCUGUCGUAUCGUGAACAGAGAGGCUCCACCCAGGUUCAAGUGGAACUUGUGCCGCACUGGGUUCAGUCUGUUCAGUGGACUGCUCAUCCUGAGCUUCCUCAUGGUGCGGCAUGACAAUCCCUGGUCGUUGCAGCCCCCAAUACUAUACGAAGCGAGCUCAAAGCGAGACGAACCGCCCUCUAGUUUGAUGAGCAACACGUUGGAUCUUCUGUGGGCUGGCUUCUAGGAUAUAUUAUUGGGUGGUCUGCACACUGCCGGGCUGUGGCCUGUCACCUGCCUUCUUCAAUCUUUCCACCUAGCAGCGUGUCGAGGCAUCUCAUGCAUAUGCAUGGGACGGGCAUAAUAUUUUGUUAGAUUUCUGACUGAAAAAUAUAUAAAUUUGCCCGUUAA
Molecule: messenger RNA, 911 nt
Organism: Drosophila obscura
Lineage: Eukaryota; Metazoa; Arthropoda; Insecta; Diptera; Drosophilidae
Exons: 1
Coding region: 112-747 (211 amino acids)
Source: RefSeq, a predicted model, not a curated record